AUGAUAACUGUUUGUCAAAGUUACGAGGACCACACGUUGAUGGCGGAGAAAUAUAAGAUCAUGAAAAUAAAUGUGGUCGCUUAUGUUGGAACUGUGUAUGGUUCUUGCGCGUUUUUCAUUCUAGAAGGUCUGCGGAAGAUGUAUGUAGGUUCUCACUUCGUAACGGUGGUGACAUACUACCCGUCGUAUGGAGACGAUACAGCCAUAGCAAAUUUUGUUAGAGUGUGCGGCACGUUAGUGCUCCUCGUCAUGAUGGUCACCAUGAUAGUGUCCGUGGAUUCCUUCACCAUGGUUUACAUCAUCAUGUACAAGUAUAAGUUCAUUACACUGAGACAUUACUUUGAAAAUCUGAGGGAAGAAGUUGAAAGACUGAAUCAGAGAGACAAUAAUUUAGCAGAAGAAAAAGUAUUAAACGGACUAAUAGAAGGAAUUGAAAUGCAUAGUAAUUUAUUAAAGUUAUCAAAAGAGAUCGACAAAGCGUUUGGGACCGUGAUGGCGCUACAACUUUGUCAAAGCUCCGGUUCUGCCGUGUCUAUCCUUCUUCAAAUUGCCUUAUCAGAUGACCUAACAUUCGUGGCAACAGCGAAGUUAAUAUUCUUUAUGAUUGCAUUAUUCUUUCUCUUGGGACUGUUUUUGUGCAAUGCUGGAGAAAUAACUCACCAGGCUUCAUUAGUAUCAGAUGCAAUAUUCUACUGCGGCUGGCAUCUGUGUCCUCCCCGGGUAAAUAAUAUGCCUCGUCGCAAUAUUAGACAAUUGGUUGUUUUGGCGUUAAUGCAAGCUCAACGACCGCUUGUUAUGAAGGCGUUCAAAAUGGUUGAACUUAGCUACGCAACAUUUUUAAUGGUGGUGCGUGGAACGUAUUCUGUUUUUGCGUUAUUUUACGCACAGAAUAAAUAA
Molecule: messenger RNA, 897 nt
Organism: Arctia plantaginis
Lineage: Eukaryota; Metazoa; Arthropoda; Insecta; Lepidoptera; Erebidae
Source: the annotation of a GenBank genome assembly